AUGGAAAAGUUUUACGCGCCAGCAGACAAUUUUUUAUUUGAUAGUUCUCACAAUGUCGCUAAAUGCAUUCACCACUGGUCAGCUAAACCGGAAACCAAUACUCGCUCUACCUUCUUUACUGCAACGCAAAUGAACGUCACUCAUGAGACAUCUAGACCGGCUUAUUACACAUAUGUCCCAGAGAUACACGGGACUAUCAAAGAAACGUUAAAAUAUAAUUCGGACAAUGCACCUUACUUCGGCACCUCCGUUCACAAAUUUCAUCGGAGGAGAUUACAAAUUGAUUAUUUAGAUAGUUACCAAGAGCGUCAUCAUAACAGAAUGACUUCGUGGAUUCAUCGACGGCACUCUUCUACGAAUCCUAAAGUUAUCGCCAAAGCUGAAAGAGAUUACAGCAAGUUUACUCUAUCAUUUAAAGAUCAUGUUAAAGAACAAGCUGGACGACAUUAUCGCAGUGAUCACAGCGAUACUUCCGACGAUACUAAAACUUUAGAAGCGCGACCGUUAAAGCGCGCCGUUUAUAAUACUACAAACCUGGAUCACAACAGACACCAUGCGUUUAACAAGAAAGCUAAACGAACCCUUUCCUCUAUAGAAACGGGGAAAGGCAUUUUCGACAUUCCUUCACCAUAA
Rhizophagus irregularis DAOM 181602=DAOM 197198 is the source of this 633-nucleotide messenger RNA. RefSeq lists its product as uncharacterized. The record is from RefSeq and is a predicted model, not a curated record. NCBI's taxonomy places the organism in Eukaryota, Fungi, Glomeromycota, Glomeromycetes, Glomerales, Glomeraceae.